UAUUACUUAAUGUGACCCUCUCAAGGAGUGUAAGAAUAAAUAUGAUUAGUAUGUUAACUAGACUCCAAUAUUAAUUUCAUGUGCGUUACAGGGGCUUCUGGGUACAUAGUUUCUUGGCUAGUCAAGCUCCGGCUCCAACGUGGCUACACCGUCAAUGCUUCAGUUCGCGACCCAGAUGAUCCAACAAAGACAGAACGCUUACUAGCACUUGAUGGGGCUAAAGAAAGGCUUCAUUUGUUUAAAGCUGACUUCCCUGAAGAAGGAUCUUUUGAUUCUAUGGUCGAUGGAUGUGAAGGUGUUUUCCACACAGCAUCUCCAUUUUGUCACACUCUCUCUAAUCCACAGGGAUAGGACCUCCUCUUAGCAGAGAUAGCAAAAUCUGAAUGUCCAUUCACUAAGCACGAUCUUGGCUAUAUGAUUUAUCUCACUCAGAGAGCUUUUUCUUGCUGACUUGAAGCAGAAGCCUGUUAAGCAUAGUUAGCUCCCUUUGGCACCUUCUAAGUCUGUCAGUUCAGAUCUUUCAAAGGUUCAAAUUCUAGGACUUCUGCCUCAAAAGUAGUGGGGAAGAUGAGCUUCAGCCACUCAAUCCUCAAAAGAUUUUACUUUUAUAAUUUGUGAAUGCAUUUUUUUGUGUCAAGGAUUUAGCUUGUGUUGUUCAGUUGCUCUAAUAUAAAAUCUCCAUGAAGUUAUACUCUUUUAGUUUGUAGGACCACUUUAUUUGUAAUAUAGCUAGCUUGUGUUGGUUGUUUCUGUGGUCUAAACCUCCAUGAUCAAAGUAGAGGUAACUUUUCAUUGGACUAAAUAUUUUUUCCAAUUUCAAAGUAAACAAUUGCAUAGCGCUCCAUGUGUAGGGGGAGUGUUUUGGUUCAAAUCUUUCCAAUUGCUACUUCA
This is a messenger RNA of Vitis riparia (riverbank grape), 891 nucleotides long. Its product is annotated as tetraketide alpha-pyrone reductase 1-like. The transcript has 3 exons. Lineage: Eukaryota; Viridiplantae; Streptophyta; Magnoliopsida; Vitales; Vitaceae. Gene Ontology annotation, molecular function: oxidoreductase activity, acting on the CH-OH group of donors, NAD or NADP as acceptor. The coding region runs from base 79 to 351 and encodes 90 amino acids. The record is from RefSeq and is a predicted model, not a curated record.